Molecule: messenger RNA, 1777 nt
Organism: Phialemonium atrogriseum
Lineage: Eukaryota; Fungi; Ascomycota; Sordariomycetes; Cephalothecales; Cephalothecaceae
Product: Alpha/Beta hydrolase protein
Exons: 5
Coding region: 335-1669 (444 amino acids)
Source: RefSeq, a predicted model, not a curated record
CCUGGGGGCCAUCUCGGUCCUUGCAUUCAGGCCCAGCACCAGAGAUGGAGUAGUCCUCCAUCAGAAACGGUGGACUGUUGGCCAAACUGUGAAGACUAGCAGCGGCCCUGUCCAAGGCCAUGCCGCCUUGAACUUCACUGAAGUCUCAGAGUAUCUGGGAAUCCCGUAUGCUCAACCCCCCGUGGGAAAGCUUCGAUUCCAGCCCCCAGUCGAAUACAAUGGAAAUACCACCAUCGUCGCAGGCGCAUUUGGCCCUUCGUGCUUGGGGUCGAACAUUACUAGCGGUGAUACAGAUCCUGACGCCUUUGCCAACAUCACUAUUACAGAGGUGGCUAUGCAGCUUCUCGAGGAAAUGACUUACCCCAAUCAGAGCGAGGACUGUCUGAGCUUGAAUAUCUGGACCAAGCCUCAGUCUGGCGAGGCCAAGAAAGCCGUCUUGGUCUGGAUCCACGGGGGCGCAUACACCUCUGGGGGUUCAAACUCGGUUUGGUACAACGGGCAGGCCUUCGUUGAGAAGGAAGAUGUCAUUGUUGUGUCGUUGAAUUAUCGACUAUCGAUUUUUGGCUUCCCUGGGAAUCCCACCACCAGGGCGAAUCUCGGACUCCUAGACCAGCGACUAGCGGUUGAAUGGGUGCGAGACAACAUUGCCGCGUUCGGUGGUGAUACCGACCGAAUCGCGCUUUUCGGCCAGUCAGCCGGCGGAGGGUCGUCCGACUUCUAUUCCUAUGCUUGGACCGAUGACCCAAUCGUCCACGGCUUCAUCCUCAUGAGUGGCACAGUCGGGUUGGGCACGCUGUCCAAUGAAACAGCCAACUCGUUGUGGUUUAACUCAACCACGGCCGUUGGUUGUGGCGGAGCAUCCGACGAUCACGACAAAGUCCACGAAUGCAUGAUGACCAAGUCAGGGGCCGAGAUCUCUGCCAAACUCCCCGCCAACACGGACAAGGACCUUCCACUGCUCUUCAGUCCGACCGUUGACGAGCAGGUAGUCUUCUCCAACUACUCGGGCCGCAAGCCCAUCGCAGCACCGGUCCUCGUAGGCAACACCGACUUCGAAGCCGGCCUCUACCGGCUGCUGGCCCCGCAGCUACCCGAAUCCGCGCUGCCGGAUCUGAACUCGGUGACAUUCGUCUGCCCUGCCGCACAGCGUGCUGCCGAUUCGGUGCUGCAGGGGAACCCGACCUGGAGGUAUCGCUACUUCGGCGACUUCCCCAACCUGGAGCUGACAACCGACCCGCCCAGCGGGGCGUGGCAUGGAUCCGAUGUUCCCGUCCUCUUCAACGCAACCCCGACCGAAAUCAUGCCCGACACCCCGGAGGAGCAGGCCGUCGGGGCGUACCUGCGCGGCGCGUGGGCCGCCUUCGCAAAGGACCCCGUCAACGGCCUGUCCACGUACGGCGACGGCGGCUGGCCGCGCUACUCGACGAACGAGUCGACGCUCGUCCGCCUGGCGUACCACAACCGGGUCGGCCCGAACCUGGGUAUCGGGAAUGAGUACGACUUCAACUGUACCGGCAUUCCCAUGGUGAUCAGUCCGGCCAAUGGCUCGACGCCGACUACCUCCUCUGGGGCGCCCGUUCCUACGACUACCAGCAAUUCUAGUGGUCGAGUUGGGCCUGCGAUGGGCCUUGUUCUUGGUGUAUUUGCCGUUUUGGGGAUCUUCCUUUGAAAGAUCGCUGUACUUAUGUAGCUUUGUCGGAGGAACGGUGAAAGGGGUGUGGGUGGAAUAGGGGCUGCGGACAGAUUCUCAACCAUAAUACUCCACUGAUGAAUUCGA